Messenger RNA from Actinia tenebrosa (Australian red waratah sea anemone), 627 nucleotides. RefSeq lists its product as uncharacterized. NCBI's taxonomy places the organism in Eukaryota, Metazoa, Cnidaria, Anthozoa, Actiniaria, Actiniidae. The record is from RefSeq and is a predicted model, not a curated record.
UUUGCCGCUGGCUACACGAACAGCGGUGUCUACGAAAUCACUACCCCAAACACAAGCAAGAUUGACGUAUACUGUGACCAUGGAAACGAGGAUUCAGGCUGGACGAUGGUUUUCAAGGCCGUAAGUGGUGUACCACUACAACAACAAGGUCCUUCAGUAUUAUGGCUGUCAAACUCUCUUCUAGAAUCCUCUUCGUCAGCUUUAUCCAUAAACAGCUCGUCCAGACAGCACUAUAAAAACAGGAUCGUAGAACACUGGCAGGCAUUCAAUCCAACACAGGUUCGAUUGUCGUUGUACAAGGACAAGAAAGAGGUUGUUCUUUUGGUAUUCAACGCCACAGGAUCUACCAAGACCAACUGGUUUUCUCGUGUUCGUCUUCUAACAAGUCCAUGGACUGACAUACAUUCCCAGCCUGUCAACUACUUCUCCAUCAAUGGUGAUAUCAGGGAUAUUUUGAGGCGAACCUUUUUCAUAAACAGUCAAUAUGUUGAUUGUUCACUUGACUUAGGAUGGAUGGUUCUUGAGGAGAAGAUCCCUGGAGGAUGCACCUGGGAAAACCAUUUUCAGCAUUUCUCGGUAUUAUAUUCUCCAACCAACAGCCGCGUACUGUGGUCAAACGAAGGUUAG